Messenger RNA from Linepithema humile (Argentine ant), 6753 nucleotides. It is a transcript of the gene Root, whose product is annotated as ciliary rootlet coiled-coil, rootletin. The record is from RefSeq and is a predicted model, not a curated record. NCBI's taxonomy places the organism in Eukaryota, Metazoa, Arthropoda, Insecta, Hymenoptera, Formicidae.
UGCCAUCGCGGGGAUGUGUGCUGGGACACCCUCGUGUAAAGCACUCCCUCGCCCCCGUUGACUUAUGGCGCAUAGGGAACGCGUCCGUGGGCGCUGCAGCACGCGAUUCCGCCACCCCCGGGAAUAAGCAGCGGGCAGAAGCGUCGCGACGCUGAUGUCGACGGCGUUUUAGUAAAGACCGACCGUUCGUGGCGAACGCAAGCGACCGCACCCCCGGGCUAUCGUCGGGCUGCGCCGUUGAGAAGCCCUGAGGAAACCGUAUCGCCGCCAAACCAUUCUCCUCCAUCUCCAAGGAUAAUACUCGCAUUUACCGGCCCUUACAGAUAAGCUCUCGCCACGCCAAUCCGAAGAUCGGGACAAGCUUUAAAAAUGCCGCGGCCAGUUUCGAAAGGAGCUUUUCAAUUAUCGGCACGAGGACAAAUGGAAAGGCGGCGACCACCGUUUCUCAGAGCUUCCAGCAAAGCCAAAGAGACCGAACGAGGAACUAAGAUGGAUACUACACGUAGUGGGGGUGCGGUAGAGGAACAAAAUAGUGAUGAAAGUUUGUCGCCAGAUGCUUUAGUUAGACAAAAUUAUGAACUCCGUCAUCGUCUGGAAGAGGAAGCCGCAAGUUAUAAAAGACGUUUGGACACAUAUCGACAGGCUCAGCAACAUCAAGCUGCUCUGGUCUCACGCUUACAAGCUAAGGUUUUGCAGUAUAAACAGAGAUGUUCAGAACUGGAGAAUCAAAUGGCAGAAACAGUUCCAAUAGUUUGCGAUACUACUAGACCAGCAACAGUGUCUUCUACUUCUGUGUUGGAAACUGCCCAUCAAACACUUCGAGACAUACGUGAGGAGCAAAUACAUGAUUUGGACACAGCCUUGAAAAAACUUGGAGAGGAACGACGAAAAUAUGAAGAACUCUUGCAACUAAAUGCAACUCUGAAAGAUCAGCUGGAGGAAUCUCAUCAAACGAAUGAAGCAUUGACUAAUGACUUGCAGAAGCUGAGUAACGAUUGGGACGUUUUACGAGAAGAAUUGGUUAUCAAGGAAGACGAGUGGAAGGAUGAGGAACAAGCAUUCAAUGAAUAUUACAUCUCAGAGCAUAACAGAUUACUGAACCUAUGGCGCGAUGUUGUGUCCGUUAAGAGAUUGUUUGCGGAAAUGAAAUCUGCUACGGAGAGAGAUUUGUCUAAAUUGCGGAACGAAAUUAUUUCGUCAUCUAAUGAAAUGACAUCGGCGUGCAAUAGUACAAAUUUUACUAUGAAACUGCAAGCCACUACAGCGGCUCAAUCGACACCGUCCCAUAGAAUGCAACAACAGGAGGAAGAACAUGCUACGACUAUCCUGAAAACAGAAAUUGCGACACUCAAGCAGCAGCAUGCUGCUGAUCAACAUGAAAUACGUACGAAAGACGAUCGGAUAGAUCAGCUUAUUCGAGAAAUCCGCAAUUUAGAAGAACGAUGUAGCGUUUCCGAAGCCGUAGUGACACAAACUGAGCGAAUGCAAGAAGAUAUCGAAGUGUUAGAGUCUGCAUUGAGAGAUAUCGCGCAUACUGUAAUUCAAGACGCCGAAUGUCGGGAUACCGAUGCCAAACAAACAUCUACGCAUAUUCAUUUAUCAUCCAGUGGACCAAUUCCGCAAAGAUCGCCGAAGAGAAGCGCGAGAAGUAGCACCAUGCCAGCAUUCGCUGAAAGCACUAUAAGUGCAGUACGAGCAGCUCUACAAAAGUAUCAAUUAACUAUACGCGAGUUACAGGUAAAAUUGCAAACGAAUAAGGAACAACUUUUGACAAUGCGCAAGCAAUGCGAUACCACCGAAACAAACGCUCAGAUGCUGAAUACAAAAGUUACAGAACUGAUUUCUCAGUUGGAUUCAUGUCAUUCCCAAUGUACACAGUUGAGUCAAGAGAAAGAGAUGUUGCAGAAAGCUCUUGACACUGUAAAAUUGGAAAAAAAUGCUUUGGAUAAGAAUAAAGUAGAACUUAAUAAUACGAUAGAGGCACUUAAAAGUAAUUGCGAAAAACUUCAAAAGACAAAUAAUAAAUUGCAAAAAUUAUGCGACAAUCUGGAAGAUGAAAAAAUGUAUUUGCAAAACGAACUUAGUAGAGUAUCAGAGGAUGUUGAUUUAAAAGAAUUAAGUUUAAGAUCAGAGGAGGAUAAAUGUAGUAAAAUGAGAGAGGAGCUCUUAACGCUGCGAGAAGAUUUAAAUAAAGCUUAUCUUGCCAAAGAUAUGUUGGAACAGCACAAGUUGGAAACCGACGCAUUAAUCUCUCAAAUCGAAAAAAACAAAGGUGAUCUCGAGUUGGAACUGGAACGAAUAUUAUUGGAAAAGUCAGAUAUGCAGGAAAUUUUAAUAAAAAUGGAAGCGAUGUGCUCAAAUCAUGAACAAGAUAAACAGAGAUUACAAGAAGAAUUAAAAAAGGUGGUAGAUGAGAAAAACAAGCUGGCGAAUCAAUGUGUGGAUCAGCAGGGAGAUUUAAAUUCAUUGAGAAAAGAAUUGUUGCAAGCGGAGCAAAUUCGUCUUGACAUAGAAUCCGAAAAAGUUACGUUGAACGAAAAAAUUAAAUUCUUGGAAAUAGAAAAGGAGAAGGUAGAAAUAGAAUUAGGUCAGGUGACUCGCGAACGCAAUGAUUUAAGUAACCAAUUGUCCAUAUUGGCACGAAAAAAGGAAACAUUAAAUGAGGAACUUAUGAGACUUAGGCAAAGGCUGGAACAGUCCAACGAAAUGAACGCGCGAAUAAAUAGAAGCUUGAAAGAUCUUGUAAAAGAUAAUGAGGAGAAACAAGUGCUUUUAGAAACGAAUGAGAAGGAAUUUCAAAAACUGCAAGAACAACUUGCAUCAAUGCGCACGGAAAAAGAAAUCUUGGAAGGAGUAGUGUUUGAUACGCAAACUAAUCUGGAAGCUACACAUGUCAAGAAGACGCAGUUAGAGAAAGAGCAAAAAGAAAUAUUGGUAAAACAAGAAAGUUUGAAAGGACAGGUAACACGAUUAACAAAAGAACUAGAAAACAGUGAAAAACAUGCGCGAGAUAUCAAACAGUCGCUCACACAACAGAGUGGCGAUCAAGUCGCAGAAUUUCAACAAAUUAUAUCCAAUAUGAAAAAACAAUCUGAAGAUAAUACAAGAAAGAUGAAUGACGAAAAGGAGCAAGUAAGAAUAAGUUUAGAAAAACGAUUGCAACAGUCUUUAUCACAACUGGAAGGAGAGAAAACGGAAGAAAUCAAUCAUCUGCAACAGCGGAUAGAAGAGAUGCAGCAGCAUAUAGAAAAUUUGUGCAAGCAACACGAAGAAGUGCUUCUUAGAGCAGAGAAUGAUAAACAGCAAGCACUUCUUAUCGCCCAUCAUGAGCAACAGGCUUUAAUAGAAAAGAUUGACACCAUUAUGCGUGAAUUAGAAGAGGAAAAGAACAUCUUGGAACGUGUUAAAAGGGAGGCUGCGGCACGCGCCGAGCAAGAACGUAACAAUACGAAUCAACUGCGCGAUGAAUUAAACCGUCUGAAAACAAGGCUAGACGAGACAAAGUUGAAAGCUAACGAAGAAAAGAUGAAAUUUGAUUUAAAAAUAGAGGAACUCUGGAAGGAACGAGAAUCCACGCAAAGAGAAGUCGAAGAAUUGCAAGUUCAACUACACAUGACGGAGGACAAAGUAGACGGACUACAAAAUCAACUACACGAUACUGUUAGGAAACUUAAAGAUGCUGACAAUGUUAAUGAAACACUGCGCAAAGAAUUAGUGGACAUAAGGAGACAAUUGGCGGACACGACAUACGAAAAGGAAAAAUAUAAUAACAGUAACAAGGAAUUACGGGAACAUGUUAAGCAAAUUGAGAGCGAGAGAAGAGAACAGGGUAGAACAUUGGAAGAAUCAUAUCAAAAGAUAUCCGCAUUGGAAGAUGCCAAAGCGACCAUGGACACUGAAAGAACGCGCUUACAAGCACAAAUGCGCGACAUGGAACGCGACGCGUUACAAUUGCAACAACAACUCCGCUUCACACAGGACGAGUUGCAAAAGAGCCACGAAAACAACGCUCAAGCUCAAAACGAAGAGAAGGAACUGCAAGCUAGAUUAGCUAACGAAAUCGAAGAAAGAGAGCGAAUACAAUUGCAAUUACAUCAAGUGAAAAAACAGGUUGUCGAUUUAGAUAACAGUUUAGAAGUUACACGACAAGAACUGGGAAAACUACGCACACGAGCAGAUGAAGAAGAUGAGAGAUGGCACGCCCGAGAACAAGAGUUGUUAGUGCGCCUCGAGGAUGGCCGUUGUCGCGAGAGAAAAUUGGAAGAUCAGAAGCAUAAUUUAGAAGUUUGCUUGGCCGACGCCACGCAACAACUUCAGGAGCUGAAGGCGCGUCUUGGGGGAUCUGAAGGAAGGGUGAGAGCCCUCGAUGCUCAAUUGUCACAAUUAGAGACUGCUAAGAAGGAAGUGGAGCAGAAACUCAGCAGCGUAGGCUCUACUUUACGCCGUAUCGCCGGUAUCCAAAUGGAUGGAAGCGUAAACAUGCCGUUUAAAUUGAUGAGUCCUUCAAGAAGGUGGAGUCCAGCACGUGCGCAAGAUCACGGUGACACUAGCAGAGAUAUCGUACUGGAUGUCGAUCCUGAAGCUGUUAGAAAAGGAGUACGGUCACUUAUGCAACAAGUUGCCCAAAUCGAACGCGAGCGAGACGAUUACAAAACAGAAUUGUGUGGUUUGAAAAAGCAACUAAAUGAAUCACAAGAAAACCAAAAUAACACAGAUGUAAAAGUCAACAAUCUUUUGACUAAUAUUCGAACACUUCAAGAAGAGAAGAAAUCUUUGGAAGCAAAACUCAUUCAAAAACAAACUAGCUAUCAAGCACAGUCGGACGCAUUCCAAAAAAAGACAGAAGAAUGUGACCAAUUAUGUGAAAAACUUACAACCUUGGAAUUAAAGAUGAAUAGCGAGUCGGAAGAGAAAUCUCAAUACGAGGAUAAAUUAGAAAAAAUGAAACAAGAAUUAAAUAGAUUGGAAACGGAAAAGCGUAAUCUUCAGAAAGAAAUUCGUCAUAGCGAAUCUCACGCAACAGAAAUGGAAUUACAGAGGAUGUCUUUAGACGGAGAUUUGCAAAGAUUGCAAAUGAUGUUGCAGGAAAAAGAAGCACACAUUCAAAAAUUGCAAGAUCGCUUUGAUACGCAAAGCCGUACUAUGACAAGUUUAGAGGAACGCUGUGGGUCUUUAAAAUCUACCAUAGAACAAUUAAAACUAGCAUUAGAAAAAGCAUCCGUUACAGAAAGUGAACUCAAAGACGAGAUAAAUUUAAUGCGACUUAAUGUAAUGGAGAUUACUACUUCCUCUGAAAGUAACAACGAGAAACUUAAACAGCUGCAGAAACAACUUUCGAAUACUGAAAAUGAGCGUAGAAUAUUAUCUGAACGUUUGGAAACGGUCCAACAAACUUUGUAUGAUUUGAAACAUACAAAUCAAUCGUUAAUCGAUCAAAACGCACGGCUGCAGAAUGAGUUAGCUAAUAAUGAAGUGCAGCGAUCGGCUUUAGAAUCGCAAUUAAGAUUGUCUACCUGGCCGCCGGAAAGCGCUUCGAUCAAAGAUGAAGAGUUGUUGCGCCAAUUGCAAACUGCUCAAAGAGAAAGAAGCGAGAUGAGAGGAAAAAUAGAUGCUCUUAAUGACAAGGUAAAGCUGUUAGAAGCUGACAAACGUAAUUUAGAGCGUCAAAUUGCGUCGAGCAAAUCCAAUAUUAUCCGAAGUAAGAGUUACGAACGUCCGGAGAAAGCACAUAUAGAACUUCUGGGCACUAGUUACAGCCUUGACAACUUGGAACAUGAGAAUAGAGAAUUAAGAUUGAAAGUGCGCAAAUUGGAGACUCAAUUGGCAGAGAAAGAAGCCGAUCUUAUACGAAUCAAAUCAACCUAUAUCCAUUCCUCUCAUUCGUUAUUGGAUGCAAGUAGAGAUAGAAGCGGUGAAUUAGAACGGAUCAGAGCCGCACAGUUGCAAGCUGAAAAAUUAUUAGAAGCAAGAGAACAAAGUCAUCGUCAGCAAGUAUCGCGUUUAGAAAAUCAGAUACAAUUGUUACGAGAGCAACUUAAUCAGGAGAUAAAGCGCAGGCAACUAUACGUUUUACGGAGUACGCGAGCCGGUAGAGAAAUGCAACAGUUGCGACAAGCAUUGGGCGAUUCUUUAAGAACUGUAGCGCAAGAUCCAUCACUUGAUGCGGUAUUAUUAGAACACGAAGCGCGUAAAUUAGACUCUACCUUAACGAGUACUACCAGUUUACCGCCAUCAUUAGCUUUGCCUGCUCCACCAUCAUAUAGAUCUAGCACUCCAUCACAAUUCAAAUAAUGCAAAUAAUGCAAGUGACUGAAUUUUCUUUGAAAACUGCCAGUAUCAAGUAGUACCUAUAUAAGUAUUUAUAAAUUACAUUUCUGGAGAAUAUAAAGUGCAACAAUUCUUGCGUACAUAAAAAAAUUCUUUAGUACGCGCUUAAGCAUUGCAUAUUUAAAUUGUCACUAAAAAAAACGUAUAAGCUCAUUAAUCUACCGUAAUAAACUAUGAAUUAACAGCGCUUCUUGAUAUUUUACGAUUAAGACGAUUGCCGAUCUUUUGAUGAUAAUAUUUUAUUUGAUAUAUGAUCUAUACAUUGGACAUAUUAAAUUUUUAUCAAAUUUUUUUAUACGAAUUUUAUGCUUCCAAUGUCUAAUGUUAUAUGCGAUUCAAAUAUACUUUAUAUAGCUUAUUAAUGCAUGAGAUAUAUGGAAGUUUUUAUAAUGUGUGCAUUUUACAAGAAUAUUUAGCUGAAUCAAU